AUGGAGCGGGCACCGGGAGCGUUCGGGGGACCCAAGGUUGAGCUUCACGUCCACCUGGAUGGAGCCAUUAGACCAGAGACAAUCUUGUACUUUGGCAGAAAAAGAGGGAUCCCUCUCCCCGGCAACACUGUUGAGGAGCUCCUGAAGUACGUCAGCUAUGACACACCACUGACACUUCCCCAGUUUCUAGAGAAAUUUAAUUACUACAUGCCUGCUAUUGCGGGUGACUGUGAGGCAGUGAGGAGAAUCGCCUACGAGUUCGUGGAGACAAAGGCAAAGGAAGGAAUCGCCUACGUGGAGGUCCGGUACAGCCCUCACCUCCUGGCCAACUCUGGUGUGGAUCCCAUCCCCUGGGGACAAGCUGAGGGAGACCUCACUCCAGAUGAAGUCGUUCAGCUGGUAAAUCAGGGACUACAGGAUGGAGAAAGGGAUUUCCACAUCAAAGCCAGGUCUAUUCUAUGCUGCAUGCACCAUAUGCCAAGCUGGUCUCCAGAGGUGGUGGAGCUCUGCAAGAAGUAUCGAAACGACUCUGUGGUGGCCAUUGACCUGGCUGAAGGUCAACCUUCAGAGACCCUGAAGGUGGAGAAUGACUCUGAGCAUAAGAAGGCUUAUGAGGAAGCUGAGAGGUGUGGGAUUCAUCGCACUGUCCACGCUGGGGAGGUUGGACCCGCUGCCAUGGUCAAGGAGGCAGUUUAUGUCCUGAAGGCUGAGCGUAUUGGCCAUGGAUACCAUGUCCUGGAGGACCCUGAGCUCUACAAGGAGUUGCUGAGAACAAAGAUGCAUUUUGAGGUCUGCCCAUGGUCCAGUUAUCUCACUGGAGCAUGUUCUCCAGACUUCACCAAACACCCCAUAAUACAAUUUAAGAAGGAUCGUGCCAACUAUUCUCUAAACACGGAUGACCCCCUUAUCUUUAACUCCACCAUUGACAAGGAUUAUGGCAUAGUCAAGGAAUACAUGGGCUUCACCGAAGAGGAGUUCAAGAGAGUUAACAUCAACGCAGCCCAGUCCAGCUUCUUACCUGAGAAGGAAAAGCAGGAGCUGCUCAACAAGCUGUAUGAAGCCUAUGGGAUGGUCCCCAACACAUCGUGACCCGUCCCUGUGAGCCA
This is a messenger RNA of Pipra filicauda (Wire-tailed manakin), 1106 nucleotides long. Its product is annotated as adenosine deaminase-like. Gene Ontology annotation, molecular function: adenosine deaminase activity. Gene Ontology annotation, biological process: inosine biosynthetic process; adenosine catabolic process; hypoxanthine salvage. The transcript is spliced from 11 exons. NCBI's taxonomy places the organism in Eukaryota, Metazoa, Chordata, Aves, Passeriformes, Pipridae. The coding region runs from base 1 to 1089 and encodes 362 amino acids. Gene Ontology annotation, cellular component: external side of plasma membrane; cytosol. The record is from RefSeq and is a predicted model, not a curated record.